GCUGAGGAAUGUCGAGAACCACAUAACUACGAAACUCAGAUUACAUUCUAUAAUAACUAGCUAUUGUUCACUGCCAAACCGGUAUCUGUCGUGCGUUACGAUCAAACUCGAGUCCCGCGAAUAAGCCCUUACCAAAGGUUUCCUCAACCCGCCAGCGAAUCUAUAUCAGCCAAGCCAUACGUGGGGAAGGAGGCUUGAUACCGAGGCAGAGAAAGGCCGGAUCGAAUAUUGCAGGGAAACAAGCGGAAUAUCGAGCAGUUCAUGAGAAGGGGCCCCUUGCAGGAGCCGAUCAGUUAUGGCGUACGCAGCAGAGCAACAUAAGUGGAUCAACGUCCAGCAGAAGACAUUUACGAAAUGGCUGAACGCCAAGAUAUCAGCUAGGGAGGUCGAAGUCAAGGAUUUGGUGAAAGAUCUGAGCGACGGUGUUAUACUUAUCCAUCUUCUCGAAUGCCUCUCCAGCGAGUCCCUGGGCCGCUAUGCGGCGAAGCCAAAGCUACGGGUGCAACGAUUCGAAAAUGCCAACCUCUCGCUCGACUUUAUAAAAUCGAAAGGAAUCCAGAUGACCAACAUAGGCGCCGAAGAUGUGGUUGAUGGAAACCGGAAGAUUAUACUUGGGCUUAUAUGGACUCUUAUUCUACGGUUCACAAUCUCCGAUAUCAACCAGGAGGGUAUGACUGCGAAGGAAGGCUUGCUACUCUGGUGCCAGAGGAAAACGGCCUGUUACGAUGAAGUGGAUGUUAGGGACUUUAGUGCAAGCUGGAACGAUGGGCUGGCGUUCUGUGCGUUGCUGGAUAUACAUCGCCCAGAUCUGAUCGACUACGACGCACUGGACAAGAAAGACCAUCGUGGAAAUAUGCAAUUAGCUUUUGAUAUUGCGAGCAAAGAGAUCGGUAUACCAGAUCUUCUUGAUGUGGAGGACGUCUGCGAUGUCGCCAAACCGGAUGAAAGAUCCUUGAUGACGUAUAUUGCAUACUGGUUCCAUGCUUUCUCACAAAUGGAGAAGGUUGAAAAUGCAGGUCGACGGGUUGAGAAAUUUGUCAGCAGCAUGCAGGGCGCCUGGGAGAUGCAGAGUGCAUUUGAGCGAAGAAUGCGAGCCCUCUUGAAGGCUAUCAAAGAGAAAGGUCAAAGUUGGCAGGAUUCUGACUUUGAAGGCACAUAUGUCGACGCAAAGAGUCAAUCUGCGGAGUUUGGCGUGUAUAAAAGGGGGCAGAAGAGGGAAUGGGUAGCGGAGAAGAGCGAACUGGCAGCAUUACUGGGUAAUAUCAAGACAAAGAUGAGCACCUACCGCCUUCGGCCCUACGACCCACCGCAAGAGCUCCGGUUGGAUACGCUGGAGAAAGAAUGGGCAGUGUUGAUGAGGGCCGAGAUGGCAAGGGGGCAGCUCAUCAACGAAACAAUCAGGGAUAUCAAAAAUGCCUUGAGGAGAACUUUUGCAGACAAGGCUAAUGACUUUGCACUUGCUUUGAAUGCUAUGCAACUCGCCGUUUCGGGGCUGGAGGGUGACGUUGAAGAUCAGUUAAGACAUGUCAAACGACUAAAUGAAAGCGUGGCACCGCUCGACUCGUAUCUCGAGACGAUCGCCGAACUCGACCAAAAAUGUGAAGAAGCAAACAUCGAAGAGAACGACUUCACGACAUACACAUAUGAUGAGCUUUCCUACGAACUUGGCCUUGUGAAGGGUUCGGUGUCUAAGAAGCUGGCCUUCUUAGACAACCAAGUGGUGGCACGAAAUAUGACAAACCUCACACCUAUACAGCUGGAGGAGUUCGAGAGCGUCUUCCGCCAUUUCGAUCGUGAUGCUUCCAAUAGUCUCCAGGAGCUGGAAUUUAGCGCCGCGCUGGCGUCUCUUGGGCUGGUAUUUAGCGAGGACGAGAUGCACGACUACUUCCUAGAGACAUCUCGUGGGCGUGACCGCGUGACUUUCGAACAAUUUAUCAACUUCAUGGUGGACGUCACUGAGGAUCAAAACACGGCCGAGCAAGUCUUCCAGAGUUUCCGAGAGGUUGCUGAUGGAAAGCCUUAUGUUACAGAGAUGGACCUGCGACAUAGUCUCGUGCCUGACGACGUUAUUGAGAAGUUGACCAAGAUAAUCCCCGCACAUAAGGGGCCAGACUUGCAGGAGGAUCGAGGCAUGCCACAAUACGAUUAUGUCAGCUUUAUGGAUCAUCUCAUCGAUGAUCCAGAGGAAGAUCUGCGAGCAGAUGCUGGGAAAGGAAGCAAAGUUCUCGGGGAGAUUCAAAACGCGCCAGGUGUCAAAACUCAUGCGUCGCCUACGAAGAGCAAUGGGAAUUAUUAACCGCCCGGCUCUGUAUAGAAGUGUCAAUGAAGAAUUGUGCAUAGCUGGGAGUUGGAGGGAGCUUUUGUCGAUUUGGUGUUUUCGGGUAGAGGUGCAUCGGGUAGGCCUUAUGGGGCCGUUGGCAAGUUGGUGAGGAGGCAUGGCACGGGCAGCGGGCCAGCGAUGUCGGUUACAACUCGCAUUAAUUUUAGAAGGAGACAGUGGCGGCAGAGAACCCAACCGGAAAGCAUCCAGGAUCAUAGUCGUUGAGUGUGCAUCACCUCUGUCAAAUGAUUUUAUAUUAAGCCAAUGUAGU
Messenger RNA from Pseudogymnoascus verrucosus, 2591 nucleotides. RefSeq lists its product as uncharacterized. Bases 296 to 2296 code for a protein of 666 amino acids. Gene Ontology annotation, molecular function: calcium ion binding; actin lateral binding. Gene Ontology annotation, cellular component: cell junction; plasma membrane; cortical actin cytoskeleton. NCBI's taxonomy places the organism in Eukaryota, Fungi, Ascomycota, Leotiomycetes, Thelebolales, Thelebolaceae. The record is from RefSeq and is a predicted model, not a curated record. The transcript has 5 exons. Gene Ontology annotation, biological process: actin filament bundle assembly; actin cytoskeleton organization.